GUGCAAAGCAGCCAAGUGAUAGACUCUGGAAGAGGGAAACAUUUUUUUUUCCCCAAGGAGAGACAUGAAAGGCUGGAGAUAACAAGAGAAACUUACUCUGGCCUGCACUGGACAACUGCUCCCAUGGCGUCUUCAUCCCUUCCAUCCCAUGCCAUCUUGAACCCAUGCAACCAGACCUCAGGAAACAACACCCUUCUGAGUUCUCCGACAUCCAGCGUGGCUGGGAUCGUUUUCCUGCUCUUGGCUGCCCUGAUAGGGCUGCCUGGGAACUUUUUUGUCAUCUGGAGCAUCCUUUGGAAAAUGAAGCCGAGCUACCGCUCAGUCACCUGCAUACUGGUCCUUAAUUUGGCAGUGGCCGAUGGGGUUGUGCUUCUCCUCACACCCUUCUUCAUCCUUUUCCUCAUCUUCAAGAACUGGUUAUUUGGUGUGGCUGUGUGUAAAGGUGUGUAUUACCUUUGCUGUGUCAACAUGUUUGCCAGCAUCUUCAUCAUUACCCUCAUGAGCGUGGACCGGUGCCUUGCCGUGAACCAGCCCUACUUCUCUCAAGCCAUCCGCAAGAAGCACUUGGUCAUCAAGAUCCUGACAGGGAUUUGGCUGGCGGCCAUUUUGUUGUCCAUCCCAGCCUUCCUCUUCCGCCAAGUAUUGAAGGAUCCCUUUCUGGGCCAUCAUAUCUGUGAACCCUGCCAUGCCACGCCAGGCCUGGCUAUCUUCCAUUUCAGCUUAGAAACGGUGGUGGCCUUUGUGAUCCCAUUCACUGUCAUCGUAGGAUGUUAUUCUGCCAUCUUAAUACGCCUCAGAGGAGUGAGAAGGAGACAAGGGGCUCGAACUGAGAAGCUCAUUAUUGCCAUAGUGAUCAGCUUUGCUGUCCUCUGGGUGCCAUAUCACAUCGUCAACAUGCUCCAGGUGGCAUCGAACAUGGCUUCAGGAAGGGCUGCCGAACGUCUGAGCCAAGCUUGGAAGAGUGGGCGGGCAGGAGCCACUGCCUUGGCCUUCCUAAGCAGUAGCAUCAACCCUGUGCUUUACGUCUUUGCUGCUGGGAACCUCAUUAAGACCUCAGGGGCCAAUUUUAUUGCCCAGUUCUUUGAGGGGGCAUCUGACGGCCUUGGUAAGAGAUCUCCAUCACAGAAAAACUUGGCCAAAGAUUCAGUGGCGGUGGUGCCAGGAGCUGCUGUGGUCAUGGAGCAACAGCCACUGGGAGAUUGUGACAGAGUUGACUAGGGCACAGAGGGCAGGCAGGGUAUUACCAUGAUGGGUCAACCCUUUCAUGCCAGAUAUAAUCCGUCCUAAAUUGAAUCACUGUGAGUUUCAACACAGGAUUCCUUCUGCUAGAACUCCUUCCUCAUCUUGAUAUGAAAUACUAGGCUUCUGAAGAGGCGCAGAAGCCAUAUCUACACUACAAAGAUUAACUACAUUCUUUUUAAAACAUACAGGGCUUUACAUAAAAGAUUUGUAAUGAUGAGAGUGUCUGCCUAGGUUUUGGGAGCCACAAUGCUCACUGGGUGAUAUUGAACUUGUUAAGCUCUUUCUACCCAACCUACCUCACAGGGGUGUUGUGAGGACAAAAUGGAGGAGGGAGGAACUAUGUCUGCCACCCCCAAGCUCCUGGGAUGAACAGACAAGAUUUUUAAAAAUACUGAUGGGUAAUAAGGGAAGAAUAUGAAAAGGAGCAACAUGAAUAUAUCCAUAAAGAAGAAAGGAAAGGUGGUAUAUUCCAUUCAUAAUAAAAGGAACACUUGAUAUCCCUUUGCUUAGGGUUUCAAUCAUUCUCUCUAUGUGAAUUAAGCUUUUCAUGACUUUUUCUUAAUCCCCACGGAACUCAUCAUCUUGCUCCAAGUAAAUUGGUCCCAUAAUUUCAUCCACUCUUCUUUAUUUGAUGGCCCCCAGGAAAGGGCUAAACUGUUCUUAUGGAUAAUGUGGUCAGCCUGCUAGGUUCAAUAUUAGAUCAUUUAAAAUAAGAUCCUUUUAGAUAUACACCUUAUCUAACCCCCCUCCCUGCCCUUCUGUCAUGACUCCAAUUCAAAUCAAGUGAAACACUCAAAUGCUAGUGAGACCGGGCCUUCUGCUAUAGCAGGAGACUUCCCGGCCUCUGGCUUCAGUAUCCCGCUACUGCUCAGUGUGGCCACAGUAGACAUUUCGGGAGGAGUGAAGUGUUGUCCAUAGAGUUUUUGAGACUGCUAGUGUGUCACAGCAAUACUGUGAAGUCACUUCUGGUUACACAAAUGGUCAUGCAAUGCCUGACCCUCAAAAGCUACAUGAAUUUGCCAGCUGUCAUCUGGCAAUAUUACCACACACACAGACCCUACGUUGGAUGAGUUAAAAAAAACUAGAAAAUUGGCUGGAGAGUGUUUUUUUUUCUUUAUUUGUAGUUUUAAGUGCUUAUUUGGGGCAAUGUGAACAGUUCAGCUAGUUUCCUGGUGACAUCGUUCCAUGAUUUAUGGGUUGACUGGGGAAUAUUUCUAACCUUCUUUUUGAUGAUAAGCUAGAAUGGACUAAAGGUAUGCCCUUGGGGAAAAAAUUAUCAGCAGAUCCACUCAGCUAAAAUCUGCAUGAGAUUCUUUGGUUAUCUGCAAGUAGCAUGGUCUCUAAAGGUAUCUAGUUUUUUUGAUGGGGCACUUGUAUUUGGCAUGUACAACUUUUUGCUGUGUGGCGAACAGCAGUGGUGUUUCAAAGUCCUGAAAGUCCAUUAAUUGUGAUUAUUUGUGUUGGAUUGUUUACAAUAAACCAGUUAUUUUA
Eublepharis macularius is the source of this 2733-nucleotide messenger RNA. RefSeq names its product leukotriene B4 receptor 2-like. The record is from RefSeq and is a predicted model, not a curated record. Lineage: Eukaryota; Metazoa; Chordata; Lepidosauria; Squamata; Eublepharidae. Gene Ontology annotation, biological process: inflammatory response; positive regulation of cytosolic calcium ion concentration; complement receptor mediated signaling pathway. Gene Ontology annotation, molecular function: leukotriene receptor activity; complement receptor activity. Bases 124 to 1218 code for a protein of 364 amino acids. Gene Ontology annotation, cellular component: plasma membrane. The transcript is spliced from 2 exons.